Sorex araneus (European shrew) is the source of this 2646-nucleotide messenger RNA. Its product is annotated as optic atrophy 3 protein-like. Gene Ontology annotation, biological process: regulation of lipid metabolic process. The coding region runs from base 136 to 648 and encodes 170 amino acids. The transcript has 2 exons. NCBI's taxonomy places the organism in Eukaryota, Metazoa, Chordata, Mammalia, Eulipotyphla, Soricidae. Gene Ontology annotation, cellular component: mitochondrion. The record is from RefSeq and is a predicted model, not a curated record.
CCCCUGCAGGUCGGCCGGGCGGACGCUCGCGCCGACGUACGCACGCACGCACGGCGAGGGCGGGCGGGGGAGGAGGCCGAGCCCGGCGCGCCCCGCCCAGUCAGGAGGGCAGCGCGUGCCCGUGCGACCGCCAAGAUGGUGGUGGGCGCGUUCCCUAUGGCGAAGCUGAUGUACCUGGGCAUCCGGCAGGUCAGCAAGCCGCUUGCCAACCGCAUUAAGGACGCCGCCCGCCGAAGCGAGUUCUUCAAGACCUAUAUCUGCCUCCCGCCGGCUCAGCUGUACCACUGGGUGGAGAUGCGGACCAAGAUGCGCAUCAUGGGCUUCCGGGGCACAGCCAUCAAGCCGCUGAACGAGGAGGCGGCGGCCGACCUGGGCGCCGAGCUGCUGGGCGAGGCCACCAUCUUCCUGGUGGGCGGUGGCUGCCUGGUGCUGGAGUACUGGCGCCACCAGGUGCAGCAGCGGAAGAAGGACGAGGAGCAGCGCGCCGCCUGGGAUGCCCUGCAGGACGAGGUGGGCCGCCUGGCGCUGGCCGUGGAGGCGCUGCAGGCGCAGGGCUCCCCGCAGGCCGCCCUGGACGAGCUGCGCCGCCAGAUGCAGGAGGUGCGGGCCCAGCUGGGGGCCCAGGGCACGUGCCCACGCCGGGCCUAGGACAGGAACUUGGACGUGGCCUCCUCCCUGGCCGGCCAGCUCCGACCCCAUGGCUCCCUCGGGACCGUGGCCUGGCGGGUGUCACCCCUGCUGGCCUGUGCCCUCCCAUGGAGAACAGCCCGCCGCAGGGGGUGCUUGUCCCCAAGCCCCCCAGUACCGACGUUUGUGUGCCUCUCUCCACUCCUCACCCCAAACCCCGGGGCCCUGGCAGCAGGACAUCCGGCCGGAGGAACAGCGGCGCCCAGACUCGAGUCAGGUCCCUGUGGCCCCCCACGCCCUGGGGCCAGGGCUCCCUUUCGGAGCUCCCGCAGUCCCAAGGGCUCACAGGCCCAGUUUGGGGGCACCUUCUUGCCCUCGGCGUCCAGAGGUGCCCCACGGGGCCUCCCGCUUCCUCGGAGGAGACAGAAUCUGGGUUCGUCAUGGACCCACCGUGAAACCCAUACAGCGGAAUCCCCCUCCCCUUCCGGGCGUCUCUGGUACCAGCCCCUGAGGCCCGUGGCCAGGCCCCAGUAACACCUGCGUGCUCGACCUGGGCACAGAGGGGGGUACCCUGUGCACCACAGUGUGCUGGGAGCUGUGAUUCUGCCCAGAGCACCCAGCUCUGCCUCCCCCGUCCCCCCUCGCCUGGAGUGAGCCCCUGGGCCUUUCCUGAUGUCCUUCCCACAGCCCACCCCGCCCGCCCGCCCCAGCCCCCUUUCACACGGGAGCUCCACCCCCCACCACCUUCUUAGUUCUUUUCCUGCGGCUGCAGCCACAAGAGACAAGGAUUUACUCUCAGUUCCCCUCGGGUAUUCCAGAGGCCCCAACUUGGGGGGUCCUCAGGACUCUGCUCUUUGGCAGAGUCUGGGGGCGCCUGAGUCCCCCAGGUACUGGGGGCAGGGGCCUCUAGACUCUCCUCCAUCCCUGCCCAAAUCUUGGACUUUAGGGCUGCCCUCAGGCCCGACGGCACCUGCCAACCAGCCCCCAGAGACCCUUUCUUGAAUGACCUCAUGGGUGCUGGGGGUUAGGAUGUGGACGUCCCUCUGUGGGGGACCUGCUGCUUAGACCUCUACAUCCCCCAGCUCUCCCCGAGAAGGGCCACAGCCAGUGAGGAACAGGUGGGAGAAGGCCCCCAGCUUAUCCUCGGUGUAGGGGGCUGGGGGGCGGGGCCAGGAGACUGUCUCAGGGGAGGGAACAGGCCUGCAUGGAACUGGGGUGCCCCCAGCCCCCUGCGACAUGUGAAAGGGAGUGUGUUCUCGUCACCUCACUUCCCCAGGACAGUCCAAGGGGUUGUGACUUAACUUCCUGCCAGACCCAAGCCCAGAGUUUGUGCUUCUGAAACAGCAUCUUCCGCCCUCCCAGAAGGCAAGGAGGUGCCGAGGGGGUCCUGGCGGGGGUAUCUGGAGGUGACUGGGAGCAGCAGGAGAGCUGAGCCAGCAAGCACACACAGCGUGUCUUCGAGGACCGGCCAUUGCUCCCCCGGCCAGGGCUGCCCCCCCUCCCGCAUUGCAGCGGUAAAUAGUGAUCCUUAUCAAUCAUGUUUAUGUUUUUCUGACUGGUGUGAGGAAGUGAACCCGGGGCCUCGUGCAAAUCAAGUGCUCGCCGCCGAACCCUGAGGCCAGCGAUGAUGAUGACGGAGCGGAGGGCCCUACUGGGUGCUGCUUUGGUGCUGGGCACUGUUCUAAGUGUUCUAAGUGCUUCCAGGUACCCCAGAUUGUUUUCUUUCAUUUGUCACUGAGGAAACUGAGGUACCAAGAAGAAAAUCCAAAGGCCCACCAGCAGGAAGGAGAUUUCGAGGGCGGUGCUCCUGGGCCAGGGCCCACGCUCCCAGCCCCAACUCAGCACUGCAACCUGGGACUCACCUCCUGGCUGCUAGAACUCAGACUUGCCCCGUGUGUGGCCAGUGUUUGGGGAGAGAAGUGGAAUGAGGAUCCCCUCACCCAGGGCACAAAACCAUUGGGUGGUUCCAGAUGAAAGAUUUGUGACUGGGAAGAGGGGUAGAAUAAAUUUGUAAUUCAA